AUGCAGGACCUUACUAUCAUACCGACAAACUCGACCACUGCCACUAUCCACGUCGUUCCGUUUCCGAACGCAAAGGAAUCGGUCGCUGACUUUCCCAAGAAAGAGUCCAGUGUAGACCCCUUCUUGAUACGCUUCUACGAGAACGAUCCUGACAACCCGAAGAACUGGUCAUCGGCGAGGAGAUGGUAUCUAACGAUGUUCUCAGGCCUGCUCGUCCUCAAUGCUACUUUUGCAAGUAGCGCCCCAUCAGCAAUGCUGCCGGCAUUGAUGGAGCACUUCACGUUCUCUUCCGAAGUGGGCAACCUCGUUGUCUCGCUCUUCGUCGCAGGGUACUGUGUAGGUCCGCUAAUAUGGGGUCCACUAUCUGAACAAUACGGCCGGAGACCCGUCUUUGUGUCUACAUUCUUUAUAUAUGUCCUUUUCGAAAUGGCAUCUGCGCUCGCCAAAAAUACUGGUUCAUUACUUGUAUUCCGGUUUCUCGGAGGUGUAUUCGCCGCUUGUCCGCUCACCAACUCUGGUGCUCUGUUAGGUGAUAUAUGGGAUCCAAAAAGGCUCGGCAUUGCAAUGUCUGUCUUCUCGGUUGCUCCGAUCGCUGGACCGGCUAUUGGCCCGCUCGUGGGCGGCUACCUCGCUCAGAACAAUGUGUCGUGGCGGUGGCUAUUCUGGAUUCUCACCAUCUUUGCUGGUGUAUGCUGGGUCUUCAUCGUAUUGACCCUCCCAGAGACAUUCCAACCUAUCAUUCUCGUACAUAAAGCACGGGACGUGAGGAAGCGGACGGGUGAUAACAGAUAUUACGCUCCCUUCGAACUACGAAAACUCUCUUUCGCGCAGCGUAUCGAAAGUAUCUUGGCUCGUCCCUUCAAAGUGUUGUUCAGCGAACCGAUGCUUAUGGCUAUCACGGUGUAUAUGAGUUUUGUGUACGGAUGCCUGUAUAUGUUGUUCGAGGCAUACCCCAUCGUCUUCACCGAAGGGCACCAGAUGAGUGCUGGUUCGACGGGACUGACAUUUCUCCCAAUCUUAAUCGGAGGAGUGUUCUCCGCUGUCCUUUACGUCGUCAUCUUCAACCCCAGAUACGAACGUAGAGCUCAAGAAUUCGCCCCAAACCGCGUUCCUCCGGAAUACCGUCUGGAGAUGGCGAUGGCUGCGGCCCCUUUCUUUGCCAUCGCCUUUUUCUGGUUCGCUUGGACGUCUUAUCCUAGUAUAAGCAUUUGGGCACCCUUGAUGUCUGGAUUGUUAGUAGGGUGGGGCGUGUGCUGGAUCUUCCUCUCGCUCCUGAACUAUAUUAUUGACGCUUAUUUGAUGGUUUCCGCGUCCGCGUUGGCGGCCAACACAGUAGUCCGGAGUCUCGUUGGUGCUGGAUUCCCGCUCUUCGCUGACCAAAUGUACAACAAGCUUAAUCCCCGAUGGGCAUCAACACUGUUAGGCUUUGUUGCCUUGGCUAUGGCACCCAUCCCCUUUGUGCUGUUCAGAUUUGGUCCAACGUUGAGAAUGAAGUCCAAGUACGCACCUUCGGGAAAGCCUCCAGCGGCAGCAACUAGUGCAGCUUGA
Molecule: messenger RNA, 1548 nt
Organism: Pisolithus orientalis
Lineage: Eukaryota; Fungi; Basidiomycota; Agaricomycetes; Boletales; Pisolithaceae
Product: MFS general substrate transporter
Exons: 11
Coding region: 1-1548 (515 amino acids)
Biological process (GO): transmembrane transport
Molecular function (GO): transmembrane transporter activity
Source: RefSeq, a predicted model, not a curated record